This is a messenger RNA of Nomascus leucogenys (northern white-cheeked gibbon), 4415 nucleotides long. RefSeq names its product calcium binding protein 4 (gene CABP4). NCBI's taxonomy places the organism in Eukaryota, Metazoa, Chordata, Mammalia, Primates, Hylobatidae. The record is from RefSeq and is a predicted model, not a curated record. Gene Ontology annotation, molecular function: calcium ion binding.
CCACCACGUCCUGGUGCCCCUUGCUUCUGACCAAGGACAGUUCUCUGGACCCAUCUGGCUCUGCCCUGGCCAGCCCUGGGGCAGAGGACUGGGAUUAGGGCCAGGGCUGCCUGCCUCACUUACCCUAAUCCCCCUCAGAGCCCGAUCCUAGGCUCUCAGCUCUAAGAGUGGGGGUGCAUAAGCAGCUUUAUGGGUCCUGAAAGCCAAGGGUGCCCAGGGGUGCAGUGUCUCUGAGCACUGUUAUCCCUCCCCCAUGGCCACAGAGCAGGCAAGGGGGCAGCACGGCCCAAACCUGGCCACUGGCCCUCAGAAGCCCCCUGCGGGGGUUGUGACUCCCAAGAGUGAUGCAGAGGAGACCCCGCUGACCAGGAAGAGGAGCAAGAAGGAGAGGGGACUCCGAGGGUCUCGAAAGCGCACUGGCAGCUCUGGGGAGCAGACAGGCCCCGAGGCCCCGGGGAGCAGCAAUAACCCUCCCAGCACUGGAGAGGGGCCGGCGGGCGCACCCCCUGACUCCCCUGGGCCGGCCUCUUCUCGCCAGUCCCACCGACAUCGUCCUGACUCCCGGCACGACACUGCUCAGAGGACAUACGGGCCCCUGCUCAAUCGAGUCUUCGGGAAGGACCGCGAGCUGGGCCCUGAGGAGCUAGACGAGCUUCAGGCCGCCUUCGAGGAGUUUGACACUGACCGUGACGGCUACAUCAGCCACCGGGAGCUGGGUGACUGCAUGCGGACCCUGGGCUACAUGCCCACCGAGAUGGAGCUCCUGGAGGUCUCGCAGCACAUCAAGAUGCGCAUGGGUGGCCGUGUGGACUUUGAGGAGUUUGUAGAACUGAUAGGCCCAAAGCUGAGGGAGGAGACGGCGCAUAUGCUGGGGGUGCGAGAGCUGCGCAUCGCCUUCCGAGAGUUUGACAGGGACAGGGAUGGACGGAUUACGGUGGCGGAGCUGCGGGAGGCAGUGCCGGCUCUGCUCGGGGAACCGCUGGCGGGUCCUGAGCUGGACGAGAUGCUCCGAGAAGUGGACCUCAAUGGGGAUGGCACCGUAGACUUUGACGAGUUUGUGAUGAUGCUCUCCCGCCACUGAGGCUCCAGGAGGGAAUAUCUGUUGCCCCUGCAGUCCCAGACACCAGCCGGACCCAGGCUGCAGCCCUCCCCCAGGAGCCUCCAGGAUGGAGAUGGAGACCCAGCAGCCCCCAGACUGCUUCUAUCUCUGAAAACACCUGGCCUCGAUGUCGGCUUGUUAUGUUACCCGCCCACCCUCAUCCUUACCUCCCCCUACUCAAGCUGCCUGGAGAAGACCUGCUCUCAGCUGCCCACCGUUCCUCAGUGUGAGCAAGAUUUGGGUCUCUCCAGACCUCUGGGAGGUAGGGAGUUCCCUGGCACUGGCAGCAUUCAGUGGGGACCCCCCAGUGGCAUGAUUAAUGGAGAGGAUGGCUGGACCCCUUUCACUACUUAUGUUUAUAAUUUUUUUUUUUUAAUGAACUUGAGCCGGGUGCGGUGGCUCACACCUGUAAUCCCAGCUGUCAGUGGGGCAGGAGCGGGAGGAUAGCUUGAGCCCAGCAGUUCGAGACCUGCCUGGGCAAUGUAUCGAGACCCCAUUCUCCACGAAAAGGAAAAAUGAAAGACAAAAAACAAACAAACAAAAACCCAAAAAACCCCAGUGUAAAAAAAGUGAGCUUGAAAGAAAGAAAAGGAUGGCUCCAUGUAUUAAAGACAAAGAAAUCGAAGCUGGGGUUGUAGGAGGGAGCUGACCCUGUGGGGGUUUCAGAUCUGGAUAGAGGCUUGGGCGCCUGGACUCCUACACCUGUGAGUGACAGAAGAACCCCAUGAGUCUGGGGAGCAAGAAACAACCCCCCUGGAUAUAUUCCAGGGUCUCCAAAGGCUAAGAUAUUAAUCUGUCUGCACUGACCAGUGGUAGAAAGUGGCAAGGAUACGGAUGUUCAGGGCCCGGAGUGGAAACAGCUGCCCUCAAGAGCCUGGAGCUCCAGGGCCUGCCCUUCAAGCAGGCGUGUAGUCUCUCUCCAGGGUGUGAAAAGCUGAAAAAAACUGGAAAAAACCCUGCCGCUCCCAAAGGGGAACUUGUGAUAAAAACUACAGAUUAUUGGGCCAGGAGUGGUGGCUCAUGCCUGUAAUCCCAGCACUUUGGGAGACCGAGGCGGGUGAAUUACCUGAGGUCAGGAGUUUGAGGCCAGCCUGACCAACAUGGUGAAACCCCAUCUCUACUAAAAAUACAAAAAUUAACCGGGCGAGGUAGCGCGCACCUGUAAUCUCAGCUACUUGGAGGCUGAGGCAGGAGAAUCGCUUGAGCCUGGGAGGUGGAGCUGCAGUGAGCUGAGAUCACACCAUUGCACCCCAGCUUGAGCAACAGAUGGAGACUCCGUCUCAAAAACAAAACAAAAAAGCCUACCAAUUAUAAAAGUAAAGAAACCACCACGAAGGAGACGAGGCAGAGACAAAAGCAAGAGGACUGGCAUCUCAUGUACAUAAUACAGCCGCCUAAGAGACCGCAAGAUACAUGCAAAUAAAAGACGGCUAAAAGGGGAAAAGAGAUCAACAUGCAGUAACAGGAUAGUAUGAAGAGAGAACCGGAAGAUUUAAAAAGUAACCCAACAGGCCAGGCACAUGGCUCAUGCCUGGAAUCCCAGCACUUUGGGAGGCCAAGGUGGGUGGGUUGCUUGAGCUCAGGAGUUCGAGACCAGCCUGGGCAACAUGGUGAAACCCCGUCUCUACUAAAAAUACAAAAAUUAGCCGGGCGUGGUGGUGCUUGCAUCUGUGGUCCCAGCUAUUCUGCAGGCUGAAGUGGGAGGAUCACUUGAGCCCAGGAGGCAGAGGUUGCAGUGAGUCGAGAUUGCACCACCGCACUCCAGCAUGGGUAACAGAGUGAGAAUCCGUCAAAAACAAACAAACAAAAAAAAACAUGGCUUCUGUUAAAAAAAAAAGUAUAUUUUUUAUAUAUACACACGCACAGCCAUUGGAAUAAAAAAUAAUGGAUAAGCUAAAUGGCAGAUUAAACACAAUUUAAAGAAGAUUAACGAACUGGAAGCUAUAUCUAAGAAAUCACUUAUAAUGUAACACUGAGAGACAAAAAGAUGGAAAAUAUUAAAGGGUAGUUAAAAGUCACUGGAAGGCUGGGCAUGGUGGCUCACGCCUGUAAUCCCAGCACUUUAGGAGGCUGAGACAGGUGGAUCAUGAGGUCAGGAGAUCGAGACCAUCCUGGCUAACAUGGUGAAACCCCAUCUCUACUAAAAAUACAAAAAAAAAAUUAGCUGGGCAUGGUGGCGGGCACCUGUAGUCCCAGCUACUCGGGAGGCUGAGGCAAGAGAAUGGCGUGAACCCGGGAGGCAGAGCUUGCAGUGAGCCGAGAUGGCGCCACUGCACUCCAGCCUGGGCUACAGAGCGAGACUCCAUCUCUGAAAAAAAAAAAAAAAAAAAAAAAAAAAAAAAAGUCACUUGGAGACUGGGUGUGGUGGCUCAUGCCUGUAAUCCCAGCAUUUUGGGAGGCGAAGGCAGGAGGAUCACUUGAGGCCAGGAGUUUGAGACCAGCCUAAUAGCAAGAACCUGCCUCUUUAAAAAAUAAUAAAAAAAUAAGCUGAGUGUAGUGGCUCAUGCUUGUAGUUCCAGCUAUUCAGGAGGCUGAGGUGAGAGGAUCAUUUGAGCCCAGGAGUUGGAAGCUGCAGUGAUCUGCCACUGCACUCCAGCCUUGGUGACAGAGCAAGAGACCCUGUUUCAAAGAAAAAGACAGAUAAGUCCUUGGGAGUCUCAGACGGAGGAAAUACAUAGAGAAUGAGCAAGAAGCAAUAACCAAAGAGAUAAUGGCUGAAAAUUUUCUAUAAAGACUUCCACAGACUUCAAGUCCCCAGACUGAAGGAACAAACUGAAGUCAGAGUAGGGUAAAUAAAAAUAAAUGUAUAUCUGGAUAUAUCCCACUGAAACUGCAGAAUAUAAACAGCAAAUCUUAUAAAUAACUGGAGAGAAAAGUCAGAUUCAUGGUGUUCUAUCAAAGUGUUCAUGUAGACUAAGGGUGGGGAAACUUUACUCUGUAAAGGGCUGGACAGUAAUUAUCUUCAGCUUUGAGGCUUCAGUCUCUGUUGCAGCUGCUCACGCAACUCUGCUGUUGAAGUUUGUAGUGCAAAGUCAAGUCAAGUCAACAAAUGUGUGGCUGUGUCGGAAAUUUAAUCAAUAACAGUAAAACUUCAUUUAUUGACAUGGAAAUUUGAAAUUUAUAUAAUUUUAUGUCAUAAAAUCUUAUUAUUAUUUGACUUUUCUCCAACCAUUACAAAAUAUAAAAACCAUUCUGUGGACUAUACCUCGCUGAUUCCUAAUGCAGACUUCUAAUGAUGGGAGUCGCCACUUCUGAAAUUACUUUCUGUUAAGAUUGUAGAAUGAAGUCGGGCGAGGUGGCUCAGGGGUUAGAGACC